Messenger RNA from Aphis gossypii (cotton aphid), 1529 nucleotides. RefSeq names its product DNA-directed RNA polymerase II subunit RPB1-like. The transcript has 4 exons. The record is from RefSeq and is a predicted model, not a curated record. NCBI's taxonomy places the organism in Eukaryota, Metazoa, Arthropoda, Insecta, Hemiptera, Aphididae. Gene Ontology annotation, cellular component: extracellular matrix. The coding region runs from base 114 to 1529 and encodes 471 amino acids.
UUACUUAUUAGAAGGGAAGUUCAUUUUGUAUAAAUACGGAUAAUCAAUAGUGAUUUUCUAUCAAUUUCUAUUCACAGAACCAAGCGAACACAGCAACAAGUCAAAAAUCAAAAAUGGCAGUUAAGAUGAUUAUUUUCGCAGCCUGCGUGGCCACCGCACUCGCUGAAUACGCCGCCCCGGCUUACCCGGUACACCACGCUUACGCUCCAGAACACUCGUACGCUCCGACCCCGUACAACUUCGAGUACAGCGUAAACGACCCACACUCCUACGACGUCAAGAGCCAAUCAGAACAUAGCGACGGACACGGAAACGUCAAAGGAUCGUACAGUCUUUUGGAAGCCGAUGGUUCUACCCGCAUCGUUGAAUACACCGCCGACCACAGCGGUUUCAACGCCGAAGUUAAGAAAAUCGAAGGAUAUAGCCACGGUUACAGCACACCCAUACCAGCUUACAAAUCUGCCCCGGCCUACAAACCCGCAUAUGCUGCGCACUCUUAUGCUGCCCCAGCUCACUCUUACGCCGCACCAGCUUACUCUUACGCUGCCCCAGCUCACUCUUACGCCGCACCAGCUUACUCUUACGCUGCCCCAGCUCACUCUUACGCCGCCCCAGCUCACUCAUAUGUCACCCCUGCCGCAUACGCUUACGCCGCACCAGCUCACUCAUACGCUGCCCCAGCUCACUCUUACGCUGCACCAGCUCAUUCUUACUCCACCCCAGCUUACAAACCAGUUGCAUACAAGCAACACAAUACAAAAAAAAAUAAAAACAAAACAACAAAAAUGGCCGUUAAGAUGAUCAUUUUCGCAGCUUGCGUAGCCACCGCACUCGCUGAAUACGCCACCCCGGCUUACCCAGCACACCACGCUUACGCCCCAGAACACUCGUACGCUCCGACCCCGUACAACUUCGAGUACAGCGUAAACGACCCACACUCCUACGACGUCAAGAGCCAAUCAGAACAUAGCGACGGACACGGAAACGUCAAAGGAUCGUACAGUCUUUUGGAAGCCGAUGGUUCUACCCGCGUCGUUGAGUACACCGCUGACCACAGUGGUUUCAACGCUGAAGUUAAGAAAAUCGAAGGACAUAGCCACGGUUACAGCGCACCCACACCAGCUUACAAAUCUGCCCCGGCCUACAAACCCGCAUAUGCUGCGCACUCUUACGCUGCUCCAGCUCACUCUUAUGCCGUACCAGCUCACUCUUAUGCCGUACCAGCUCACUCUUAUGCUGCACCAGCUCACUCUUAUGCUGCACCAGCUCACUCUUAUAUUGCCCCGGCCUACAAACCCUCAUACGCUGCACACUCUUACGCCGCCCCAGCUUACUCUUACGCUGCCCCAGCUCACUCAUAUGCCACGCCAGCUUACUCUUAUGGUUCCCCAGCUCACUCUUACGCUGCACCAGCUCACUCUUACACCGCGCCAGCUCACUCUUACGCCGCACCAGCUCACUCCUACGCCGCUCCAGCUCACUCUUACGCCGUCUCUGCUUACAAGCCGGCUGCAUACAAGGCUUACUAA